This is a messenger RNA of Talaromyces atroroseus, 1002 nucleotides long. RefSeq names its product Solute carrier family 25 member 38-like protein. The record is from RefSeq and is a predicted model, not a curated record. The transcript has 2 exons. Gene Ontology annotation, molecular function: glycine transmembrane transporter activity. Gene Ontology annotation, biological process: glycine import into mitochondrion. Gene Ontology annotation, cellular component: mitochondrion; mitochondrial inner membrane. NCBI's taxonomy places the organism in Eukaryota, Fungi, Ascomycota, Eurotiomycetes, Eurotiales, Trichocomaceae. Bases 1 to 1002 code for a protein of 333 amino acids.
AUGUCACAUCUUCCAACAGUAUCCCCAUCUCCGCCGACGAGCAAACGGAUAUCCACCUCAUCCAAAACAACAUUCCACUUCCUCGCCGGCCUCGCAUCCGGCCUAACCUCCUCCAUCCUCCUACAACCAGCCGAUCUACUCAAAACCCGCGUACAGCAACAAUCCAAACGCACCGCCUCCCUAACAGCAACCAUCCGCUCAAUCCUCUCGUCCCCAAACCCCAUCCGCUCUCUAUGGCGAGGCACUCUCCCCUCCGCGCUCCGCACAGGCUUCGGCUCAGCAUUAUAUUUCACAUCUUUAAACGCACUGCGUCAAGAAGUGGCCCGACGCGGGCCCGCCGUUGCUCUUCUUGACAUCUCCACAGCAUCGUCAUCAACGGCGUCAUCAUCAGCCCUGCCCAAACUCUCCCACACCGCGAACCUCCUCACAGGCGCAAUCGCCCGCACAUCUGCAGGCUUCCUCAUGAUGCCCGUAACCGUGCUCAAAGUGCGCUACGAAUCAGACUACUACGCCUACCGCAGCCUGGCCGGCGCAGCCAAGGACAUUAUCCGCACCGAGGGCUUUCGCGGCCUCUUCGCCGGCUUUGGCGCCACGGCUGUGCGCGAUGCGCCUUAUGCUGGUCUCUAUGUGGCUUUUUACGAGCAGCUCAAGCGAACCCUUGGUCGGAUAGGCGACAGCAAUACUGAUCAGGAGGAGAACAAUAUCAUACAAUCUCCCAAAACAAUAAACUUUGCCUCGGGCGCCAUGGCAGCUGGCCUCGCGACUGCACUUACGAACCCCUUCGAUGCGGUGAAGACGCGCAUUCAGCUGCAGCCAGACAAGUAUCGAAACAUGUUCCAUGCGCUGCGACUCAUGAUCCGCGAAGAUGGCGGGCGGAGUCUGUUGAGUGGACUGGGCUUGAGAAUGGGACGGAAAGCGCUCAGCUCGGCGCUGGCGUGGACCGUAUAUGAGGAGUUGAUUAUGAGAGCUGAGAGAAGGUGGGAGGAUCAAGGUGGGGGGUAG